AUGGGGCGCAAAACACGAGAAAACUCUUGCUUGUUUUCUUGUAGUUACGACACAGAAAAUGGCAUAUCUGUGGCAGAGCAAGGCGCGCCGAAAUUUUCUGGGCCAAAUCAAAUCGAAUCCGUACGAGGUCAAUUUAGUUACACAGCACCAGACGGUACACCAAUUUUGGUUACUUACACUGCCGAUGAGAAUGGUUUCCAAGCUAACGGAGCUCAUUUACCAACGCCACCGCCAAUACCAGUGGCAAUACAACGCGCUCUGGCUCAUAAUGCAGCUCAUCCCGAAGAAGAGGAACCUUACAGAAGAUACUAAUAAACAAAUACGUUGUUCUAACUAGGGAAAACUCAUGCGAAAUAUAUCGCGACAGUGCAACAUAGAAAAUACAACGCCCUUGAAACCGAAAGCCACCGCCCUUGAUCGAUUA
Molecule: messenger RNA, 424 nt
Organism: Habropoda laboriosa
Lineage: Eukaryota; Metazoa; Arthropoda; Insecta; Hymenoptera; Apidae
Product: endocuticle structural glycoprotein SgAbd-1-like
Exons: 2
Coding region: 1-312 (103 amino acids)
Cellular component (GO): chitin-based extracellular matrix
Molecular function (GO): structural constituent of chitin-based larval cuticle
Source: RefSeq, a predicted model, not a curated record